Cucumis melo (muskmelon) is the source of this 4742-nucleotide messenger RNA. Its product is annotated as sister chromatid cohesion 1 protein 4. The transcript has 16 exons. The record is from RefSeq and is a predicted model, not a curated record. Gene Ontology annotation, molecular function: protein binding; chromatin binding. Gene Ontology annotation, cellular component: cohesin complex; synaptonemal complex. Bases 792 to 4325 code for a protein of 1177 amino acids. Gene Ontology annotation, biological process: mitotic sister chromatid cohesion; synaptonemal complex assembly; replication-born double-strand break repair via sister chromatid exchange. NCBI's taxonomy places the organism in Eukaryota, Viridiplantae, Streptophyta, Magnoliopsida, Cucurbitales, Cucurbitaceae.
UUUCCGCUCACUGUCCGAAAAUCCUUCAAGUUUCGAGCCAGACCCGCUUCUUCAACCUCUCUCUCUCUCUCUCUCUCUCAAUUGCAGACUGACUUCCUAUGCUCUCUCACUUCAAUUUGUGGGUCAACUCGGUCUGAUCCGGUUCACUCUCUCUUCUGCUCUCAAGAUUACUUCUUUCCUCACUUGGGUUCUUCCUCACUUCUUCACUUUUUGCUCCUUUUUCGAAUUCCUUCAACCACUUUGCUUCCUGGGAUUUCUAGCUGCUUCCGUAUCUGGGUUCUCAUUCUUUUGAGCGUUGGUUAUCGGAGUCGUGGUGUUCGAGCUUUUGUGGCAACUGUUUUAAGGAGCCCCCACUCUGAUUUUGGGAAUUGGGGCCUCUUCUUUUUUGGAUUCGAAGUUCUGGGGGUUUUUAAUUAGCUUCGCCUUUGUUGUUUUUUGUUACUGGAGUUUGUAGUUGUUGGGGUUUGUGUUUGGAAUUAGGUUGGAAUUGCUUAAUUUGUGUGUUAAAGGUUGGAAAUUGAGAUUUUUUUUUUUGGUGGGUCGGAAUUAGGGUUUCUGUUGUGAAUUAUACAAAUUUGUUUGGUUUUGAUUCGUACUGAUUGUUUAUGGUGUUUUUGGUGGUGGAGAAGAUGGGUUUGGGGUUCAACUGUAUCUGAGACCUCUUGUUGGCUUAGAAUUUGGGAUAUUCUCUUGCUGGGUUCUUUGGAGAUUUUAAUGGGAUUUUGCGACUUCAGGAAGGUUUGGGAAACAGUUUCUGUGUUAAAGUUAAGGUUCCAUAGGUGAAGUGAAAGAUGUUCUAUUCUCAAUUCAUAUUGGCCAAGAAAGGGCCGCUUGGGACAAUAUGGAUAGCGGCACAUUUGGAGAGGAAGCUGCGGAAAAAUCAAGUGGCGGACACUGAUAUCGGGGUCUCAGUUGAUUCAAUUCUUUUCCCUGAUGUGCCAAUUGCAUUGCGAUUGUCCAGCCAUCUUCUUCUUGGGGUGGUGAGGAUAUAUUCUAGAAAGGUGAAUUACCUAUUUGACGAUUGUAGCGAAGCUUUGCUUAAGAUAAAGCAGGCAUUCCGUUCUACUGCUGUUGAUUUACCCCCUGAAGAAUCUACUGCUCCAUAUCAUUCUAUCACUUUGCCCGAGACUUUUGAUCUUGAUGAUUUUGAGCUUCCAGACAAUGAAAUUUAUCAAGGUAAUUAUGUUGAUCAUCACGUUAGUUCUCGAGAGCAAAUUACACUUCAAGAUACUAUGGAGGGUGUAGUCUACACCACUUCUCAAUUUGGCUUGGAUGAGCGAUUUGGUGAUGGUGAUGCUUCACAAAUUGGUUUAGAUCUUGAAGAGGAACUCUUUGUGGAGAAGAUCACUGUUAAGGACCAUGAUAAUAUUUCAGAUAAUGAUCCUCCAACGCCUUCUCAAUCAACCUUCUUGAAAGACAAGGAUGAAGAUAUGGAGGAACAUGUAGAAACUUUUGCAACAGUGCAGGAUCCAUCAUCUACUGUGAGACAAGUGCAUGAAUGCAACUUGUCAAGCAUACAGGAUUGUGACGUUUCUUUGAAAAUGGAAGAUCAUGGUACAGACCUGGAAGCCAUUGGAAUUGAAAAUAAUGAAUCCAGGAAAUCAGAUAUUUAUCGUGGUACUACUGACGAUUUGGAUUGGUCUUCCCAUAAUGAUUUGGAUUAUGAGACUACAAGAAGCAUGCAGCCUGAAGAGAAUGGCCAUCUUUCUAGUGACCCAGAAAACAAAGAUGGAAAACUUGAACAGUUUUCUUUGCCAACUGAUGAGGCAAUGGAAAAGAUCAAAGGAGAUGCAUUGGGUGGCCCAAGCACAGGGGAAGAAUUGAACAAUGGAGUUGUAAUAAACAAUGAGCCUGAAAUGACCUUUCUUGAUCACGUUGAUGCAGAAUAUGACCGCAGCCAAUCUACAUUAGAUGCAACUAUGAUGUCUCCUAGCCGGUCCGGUGUCACACCUGAUAUGGAGGACUUGGGUCAUAAAGCUCCUUCAGAUGCCAUGCAUGCAACAGCAUCAGAAGGUGGUUUGAUUGGUGAUCAACUAUCCUCAAAUCCCACGGACAACUUGGUUGAAGUGCUCUCACCUGAAAAAGUUGCUCCAGAUAGAACGUACCAAGAAGAAUCUCCUGGUAGGCCUGAGGUUAUUGAUGCUGAAUCUAAGGAAUUUCAGGAGCCAAAAGACACUGAGGCUCAGAAUUCUUUCAAUGGUGAGGAAAUUACAUCCAUGGAGAAGUCUGUGCUUCAGCCAUGCAAUUCCCAUGCAAUGGAACCUGAUAGGUCAUCUCUUGAAGGUGAAAGCUACCAGGGAACCGAUGCUGUUACCCAAAAUUUGGAAUCAAGUGAGAAAGCUGGUACAGAAGUUUCUGAAGACGGACAAGCUGGUUUCAGGGAUUCUGACAAACCUUUGGAUUGUGCAUUAUCUAAUGAUAUUUGCACAGAGAUUUCUAAUAGGUCUCCCACCUCGGACUUCCCUGCACCUGAGAAGUUUCUUUCUGUACCAGAGGGCCUUACCGAAAUGCAUGUUGACAACUUACCAUUGGAUUCUUCAUUGGACAAAGGAAAUUUAAUUGAAGAUGAUGGAGGUGUUUCUGGAACUAAUCUUAUAUCGGGAAAGAAGCGAAGCUUUACUGAAAGUACUUUAACAGCCCAGAGUUUGAACUCAGCUGAGUCAGUUGGGGUGCAUCCUUCUAAAAAGGUUACAGAAUCCAUUCCUGAUGAUGAUGAUUUGUUAUCAUCUAUUUUAGUUGGAAGAAGAUCUUCAGUUUUGAAACUGAAACCGUCACCUCCUGUGCACGAGACAAUAUCCCUGAAACGCCCAAGAUCUGCACUUCGAGUUGGCACCUCAAAGAAGAAGGUGCUUAUGGAUGAUGUGAUGGUUUUGCAUGGAGACACAAUACGUCAACAACUUACAAACACUGAAGACAUACGUCGUGUUCGGAAAAAGGCACCUUGUACUCGUUCUGAAAUUUCAAUGAUUCAGAGACAAUUCUUAGAAGAUGAAAUUUUCAGUGAAUCCAUAUAUUCAGGCAUCUCCAAGGAGCUGUUCUCAUUGCAUGUAGAAGCAUUUGACCUUAGUGAAAUCAGGGUUUAUGAGAAGGGUCCAUUCAGUGCUUCUACUGAGGCAGGAAACGAUAUUGAGUCUGCUGUCAGGCCAAACACCACUGAAGAAAGUGCUACAGAAACAAACCCUGAAGCAGUGGUUGACAAAAAUGAUCUCGAAUCUCAGCCUGCUGAGGCUGCUGUUCAGAAUGAAACUGAGUUAGCCCAAGACUUAACAUUGGAGUGUCCUGAUCUUGAUGUUCAAGAUCAGCAGCAAGUGACUUCAACCAAGAAUGCUGGACUGGAACCCAUGGGAGAGAUGGAAAAAAUAGAUUCUGAAGCGGGAAAUGUUGGUGGUGCAGUCAAUAGCUUUGACAUUCCGGAGUUAGAGUUGCCAUCCUUAGCCAUUGGGGAUAAAUAUGAUGAUCCAAAUGCUUCUUUGCAGAUGGAUAUUUGUUUUUCUUCAGAGAAAAUUUUGGAAUCGCAGCCUGGUGUUGAAGAUACUCUUACAGUGGAGACAGGGAAUGUAGGUCUUGACAGUGUUAAUACUAAUAAUUGCACUGAAAUCAGAGAUAAUGUUGACGAUGAAAAAUCUGAUCACAAUGUUUCCCUUGUAACCUCACCUCGAGAAAAUGGUGAAUCCAAUUAUCUGACACCCGAAAAUUGUGACAAACCUGUUAAGUUAGGGGAAAUUGAUGUGGAUGGAGUAAAUACGACAGACUUUGUUUGUGAUGAAAAGGAUGCGGCUUCUCUUUGUUUAAUUGAUGGAGCUCAGGUGGAUUCUCACUUUUCAUCGGGAUUUGAUAUGGAUUUUAAAAGUACCUCCUUCAAUGAAGUUGUAAAUCCGGAGUAUCCUGAAGAAGUUGAUUUGCUCAAUAUUGUGGACACAGAAUUGAAUAUUCUUGACCAUCCUAUGGAAGACCGUGGUGACUUCGAGGAUGCUACAGUGGCGAAUGAUAUAGAAUUUUUGAAUGAAGAUGAUGACGAUGAAGAAGACGAGGACAACAUGCAAUUUGGUGGAGAUCCUAGCUUUCUUGAAAACAGUGGAUGGUCUUCCCGCACCAGGGCUGUUGCCAGAUAUCUUCAAAAUCUCUUUGAUAGGGACACUGUACAUGGGAGAAAGGUUCUUCACAUGGAUAGUUUACUCGUUAACAAAACUCGGAAGGAAGCAUCAAGAAUGUUUUUUGAGACAUUGGUUCUCAAGACAAAGGAUUACCUCCAUGUAGAACAGGAAAGACCCUUUGACAACAUUAGUAUAAAGCCAAGAAUAAACCUCAUGAAGUCAAGUUUCUGAUUUACUUUAGGAAAAGGCAGAGAUACACAGCUGGGAAAAAAACCAAAAAACAGAAAACCAAAAAACAAAAAGGCUCCGGUAGAUGUUAGUUCGGCCGAUGCUCCACUCGGGAUGUCAAUAGCUUUUUUCAUCAUCAGAAACUCCCCUUCCCAACAAAAUAAUCUUUUGUAUUUCUUUCUUCUUUCUUCUUUUUUUAUUAUUAUUUAUAUAUUGCUUUGUUUAAGAUAGACGUUUACUUAAGUGCUCAGUGAGUCUAACAGUGAGGUCAGGUUGGGUCGAGUCGAGUCAAGUGGGCACAUCGUAUAUUAAUGUGUUUAUUGUACCCAACUUUUGUACUAUGACAGAUACUCUCAUGUAUAUAUUAUCUGUAAAAAUAGUCUCUUGCUAUUGAAGAUGCUGAUUUAUUUGUUAGAAUCA